This is a messenger RNA of Cuscuta europaea, 1683 nucleotides long. The record is from the annotation of a GenBank genome assembly. NCBI's taxonomy places the organism in Eukaryota, Viridiplantae, Streptophyta, Magnoliopsida, Solanales, Convolvulaceae.
GCGGCUAAAGGAGAUCUCUUUCUCUCGGUCUAUUUCUGCAUCGCGAAUCUCAGAGAGUCUGCGCGUAUUCAGAUUCAUUCAUCUCGAUCUUGGUUUAUGAGCAGCUCCAAGGAGAAACCCACUCUAGGUGGCGCGCGGAUUAAGACCCGCAAGCGGAAUAUUGCAGCACCACUGGACACUGCAUCAUUUGCGGAUGCAGUGGUCCAGAUCUAUCUGGAUAAUGCUGGUGAUCUGGAACUUGUUGUCAAGAGCAUUGAGUCAUCAGAACUUAACUUCAGUAGAUACGGCGACACUUUUUUUGAGGUUGUGUUCACAGGAGGUCGCACCCAACCUGGAACAGUAAAACCUGAUGAAGGAGAGCGUCACUCAUUCGCUGUGAUCGAGUGUGAACCCAAGCGUGAAAUUAUCUUGCCAUCUGUCAUCUUUGUACAAAAGAUAUUGAGAAGAAAACCAUUUCUCAUAAAGAGCCUUGAAAAUGUUAUGCGGCGACUGCUGCAGUCCUUGGAACUUUUUGAAGAAAAGGAAAGGAAAAAGCUGGCAAUUUUUACAGCCCUUGCCUUUUCCCAGAAAUUGUCUGGCCUUCCACCAGAGACUGUGUUCCAGCCGUUGCUCAAGGAUAAUCUUGUCGCAAAAGGGAUAGUUCUGUCAUUCAUCACAGAUUUUUUCACGGAGUAUUUGAUUGAUAACAGUCUUGAUGACCUGAUCGCGAUUUGUAAGCGGGGUAAAGUGGAGGACAAUCUUCUUGAGUUCUUCCCAUCAGCGAAGAGGACCCCAGAAGCCUUCUCCGAGCAUUUCACAAAUGCUGGACUGCUGCCCUUGGUCGAAUACAACGAGAAGAAAAUUUUUGAAGUGAAGCUCAAGGAAAUGAAAACGGCAUUGACAACUCAGAUAUCAGAAGAAACUGAUAUCUCUGAGGUCAUAGAUACUGUAAAACAGUAUGUUAAAGAUGCUAAGCUUCCAGAUAUUGAGGCUAUUCGGAUUCUUUGGGAUGUAUUGAUGGAUGCCGUGCAAUGGUCUGGGAAAAAUCAACAGCAGAAUGCUAAUUUAGCUCUGCGCCAGGUGAAAACAUGGGCGAAGUUGCUGAAUGCCUUUUGCACAAGCGGGAAGCUGGAACUGGAACUGAUAUACAAAGUCCAAGUGCAGUGCUAUGAGGAUGCAAAGCUGAUGAAAUUGUUCCCUGAAAUCAUAAGGUCACUUUAUGACCAGGAUGUCCUUGCUGAAGACACCAUCCUUCAUUGGUUCCGCAAAGGAACAAAUCCCAAGGGCAGACAAUCAUUUGUGAAGUCGCUGGAGCCCUUCGUGAAGUGGCUAGAGGAGGCAGAGGAAGAGGAGUGAGUAACCACUCCGGCGUUGUAGACUGGCAGACGACUGUGUAUCACACACUCACAGCGUUUCAACUUAUGCAUUGUUUUUUCGAGAUUUAUAGUUCCCUUAAUUUGUUUUUUCCUUCUCAACGUGCUAUGCUCAUCUGUGGUGAUUAUUAAGAUGAAUGGUUAUGUUACUUCUACAUUUUUUCUGUUCAGUUGUUGUGAAUUUGUUAUAAGAGUGUGCUUGUAGUGGGGCACAUAAUGAUCCACAUAGGACGUUUUACCUAAAAAUCAACACAAGAAACAUUAUUUGUGGUUUCGAGGUCUCAUAAUGUUGUACGUGGUUAAAAUAUUGUUCAAGUGUUUAUUGGUAUUG